AUGACCAUCGGUUUUCCCUCAGUGCUAAACCGCAGGUACGCCUUCCUUGUAGUCACAAUCGCGGCAGCCAUCUGGCUAUGGACCUUCUUCGAAAGACCGUACAUCUUCCCGGCACGUGAAGCAUGGACCAUACACUCUAAUUCAUACCCGGUUUCCACCUCUCCCUCCACAGAUAUCUUCGACUUCGCACCGGUCGACUCAGAAGCCAUAAAAAGCGUCUGCUUCGAUACAACCUGGAACUCCAGCAUUGUAUUCACGUGCGAGAACUCCGUUGGUGGCAUAGGAAACAUCCGCAAUUCGAUACUGAAUUGUGUUCGCUACUCCAUUUCAGCGGGCGGUGCUUUGGUGCUCCCAAAGAUUAUAUAUCGGAAUAAUGAGAAUAUAUCCGAGAUCCGGACGGGCUCACGCACGGGAAUGGAUUAUAUGUUUGAUUCGCGACAUUUCGUUGAUUCGUUGAGGAUUUCGUGUCCGAGUUUCAAGAUAUAUGAGAGUGUGGAAUCCAUACCGCAUUAUCAACAAAAGACGAAUGGAAGUAUCCCAUUACUUCCUGAAAGCUUGGUAGCUUACGUCCCAAAAACGGGCUUGAUGAACCCAGAAGAAUGGCGAGGAAAGUUUUACACAUGGCUUCAGAAAUACUCUGUCCCUGACACCGAAGAACCGUAUAUCGUUGAUCUGGACCGUUCAUACCUCCAAUACCCCAUUUACAGCGAUGGGGAAGGCUUCGCACUCACCUUUGGACACAUUCUGAAAUUCCGCUCUGACGUUCGGGUUCUCGCUACGACAGUCUUAAAGAACAUGGUCUCGCAAUAUUCCCUUCCCAUUGACGACCUCUCAGCGCCUAUCUACAAGAACGCAUUUUUUGGCGCGCAUCUGAGGACGGAGAGGGAUGCUGUAGAAGCGUGGCCAGCAGUGGAUUGGAUAUACUCACGCUACGAAACGCAAGCAAAGGCGUAUCUCAAACAAGCCUCCCAAACCAACGCGACGAAACUAAUCUACGUCGCCUCCGGGAACCUAACCGAAGUCUCAAGAUUCGCAGAGGAAGCACAAGCGCUGGACCUCACCGUCACAACCAAAGCCGACCUUCUGCAGAGCCGGGAUUUGGAAGUGUUGGAGACAUUGGUAUGGGAUCAACAAGCCCUCGUAGAUUUCCUGGUUAUGUUGAAGUCCUCGGAUUUCGCGGGGAUAGGCCACUCGAGUUUUGCGUGGAAUAUUGCGUUGAAGAGACAUAUAUAUGCGCAUGAAAAGAAGCAUUUGCAGGGGCCUCAGAUGUUAAAUGAUGAGUAUAGUCAGAUUUAUGGGCUCCCGAGGGGGUAUCCCGAGUAUGCUGCUUGCUUGUGGCCUUGA
Hymenoscyphus albidus is the source of this 1344-nucleotide messenger RNA. NCBI's taxonomy places the organism in Eukaryota, Fungi, Ascomycota, Leotiomycetes, Helotiales, Helotiaceae. The record is from the annotation of a GenBank genome assembly.